Molecule: messenger RNA, 1271 nt
Organism: Diachasma alloeum
Lineage: Eukaryota; Metazoa; Arthropoda; Insecta; Hymenoptera; Braconidae
Gene: KFase
Product: kynurenine formamidase
Exons: 7
Coding region: 325-1155 (276 amino acids)
Molecular function (GO): hydrolase activity
Source: RefSeq, a predicted model, not a curated record
CAAGGACCGUGCACAGAUGUGGUUGUAUAUAGUUGUUCCCUCAUUUUUUUUUUUCAUAAAUCUGUGGACAGUCGUGGAUGUGUACAGUUGUACUUUUCACUAGUCUGAGCACAGUCGGGGAUAUGUAGUCGUGGACGAAUGAACGUAGCCGCCCACAGCGGUUCCAGCGUAAUGUGAAACCCGAAGAACACACUCUGAGCCAGUCAGGCCAUAUGCACGGAGAGAUAAAUGUUGGAAAACGAGUUGUAAUGGAAGCUGCACGCUGACCAGUGUGAAUAUGAGAGGGAAUACUCGCCGAGUGCGUGGAGCAAGAGAUAUGGAAAUAUGGAAGUUCAGUCUAAAUUCCUGCAGCUAGCUCACAAGGUGACUAGCGAAAUGCGGAAGAAAAUUCCUUGUCAACUGGACAUUCCAUAUGGAUCGAGUGAUCGGAUGAAAUAUGAUAUUUAUGGAACGGAUUUACCAAACGACACAAUUUCAGGUACCCCAGUAUUUGUCUUCAUCCACGGGGGAUAUUGGCAGGAAUGUAGUAAAGAAUUUGCCGGAUUUGGAAUAUCUGCUCUCGUUGCGGAAGGAAUAAAAGUUAUUAAUGUUGGAUAUGAUCUCUGUCCAACAGUGAAGUUAUCCGACGUUGUCACGCAAAUAAAAAUCGUCACCGAGGAAAUUCUAAAGCUCUGUAAAAAAAAUGGAGCUAAAUGCGUUUGGCUCGGUGGACACAGUGCAGGAGCCCAUCUAGCUGCGAGUCUUCUUCAUGAUUUGGAAUGGAGAACUCUGAUGACAGAACGGAAUUUAUUCCAAUCGCUAAAAGGUCUUGUUCUCAUUGGUGGCAUUUACACUCUCCGACCACUCCUGAAAACCAGUUACAAUGGUCCUCUCCAACUAACCGAGGAUGAAAUUCAAAAAUUCAGUUUCAACGACGUGGAUACCAGGAAAUUACCACCUGUGGAGGGAAUUAAAGUUAUUGUGGCUGUUGGUGAAUGCGAUGCUCCGAAAUUCAUAGAGGAAUCACGACACUACACUCAGCAACUCUUGAAUUUCGUGGAUAGAGUGGAAUACAUAUUAUUGAGGAACAACAUCGAUCAUUUUGACAUCGUCGAGAAUCUACCAGACCCUCGCUUCCUUCUCACCAAGUCAAUAAUAGACAAUAUCAAACAAUAAACGUGAUCAAAUUAUAAAGGCAUAUCACUUGAAAGCAUCAUAUGAAAUUUUUCUUUAAUGUCCUAUUCAUCGAUAAUUUAAUUAUAUGUGACGAUAAAAUAUAAGAAAAUAAUAUA